This is a messenger RNA of Staurois parvus, 1236 nucleotides long. The record is from the annotation of a GenBank genome assembly. NCBI's taxonomy places the organism in Eukaryota, Metazoa, Chordata, Amphibia, Anura, Ranidae.
AUCAUGUCGGAGAUGGAUGUGGAUCAGUGUGGAGAUGUGACGGACAACAAUGGGCCCAGGAGCCACAACAGCCUGGAGAACCAGGGACACUACGUCCUCAGCAGCCUGGCCGAGGUGGUGGAGAGAGUGAUGAGCUUCCUGCCCAGCAAGACCCUGCUGAGAGCGGCCUGUGUUUGCAGACUGUGGAGGGAUUGUGCUUGGCGUAAGCUGAAAACAAGGCAAAAAAUAACCUGGAUAUCCUCAAUGGGAGCAGGAGGUAUGGAUUUGAGUGGUCAUUCUCUGGUCCAUGUUGUGAAAGAAGAACUUGAGAAAAUAUAUAUUAUUCCAGAAAUGUUUCUGUACUUCACAGACUCUGAGUCACUUAAUGACCAUGGGGCACACUGUGGACCAAAGAAGGCAAAAAAGAAACAUGGUUCAGAAAUGGCAGUCGCCUUAGAGAAGCUUCUACCUAGUGAAUGUCAAGUUGUUGGACUUGCUACACCAGGAAUUGUAGUUACUCCCAUAGGAUCCACAAGUAAUCAGCCAGUGGAGAUGGAAGAUGGAGAGUCUGGCUUUGCACUUCUGUUCCCCAAAAUCGCUGGAGUCAAAAUAAAAAAAUUUCAGUUCUUUAAAGACUCCAAGUGUAAAGUCUUUGAUGAGAGCAAACUUGAAGAGGCUGGUCUAAAAAAUAAUCCAGACCUGCGUGUGGUUCUGAUCUUUGGAUACAACACAUGGAGACAUGGAGCAACUCGCUUCUUACAUCAAGUCUUAAACCCUCUAAAUGAGAAAAGUAUUAUUAUUGCUGGCGGCCAGGUUGAGUACCUUGCAUCAUUUUCCUCACAGACAAAUACUCAGGGAACAGACUGUAUUGGUGUUGUUGGCCUGGCACUGAGUGGACAACAAAUCCAAGGAGCCACAGUUCUACUGGAUCAAGAUAUCUAUGAUGAAAAGACUGUAGACUCUGCCAUGCAGCGCCUGAAAGCAGCCAAUAUACCCACAGAGAACAGUGUGGGGCUUAUGUUUGCAUGCGUUGGCCGAGGAGAGCAGCACUACAAGAAAAAAAAUGUUGAAGCAGACUGUUUUCGGAAGCACUUUCCUAAUGUGCCUUUGCUUGGUUUCUUCGGCAAUGGCGAGAUUGGCUGUGACCGGGUAGUGAGUGGAAGUUUUACAUUGCGAGAAUGUAACAGUGAAAAAGACAACCUUUUACAUGGGUACACAACAGUUAUGACACUAAUUCAUUUUGGACCAUCAAAGUAG